UUGGAGGAAGCGCUUGUCUCUCAGCGGAGGAGUGAGGCUCCCUGCGGUGGAAGUUUGAGGAGGACUUUUGAGAGGGGAGAGAGAGGGUGUGUGGCUGUGAGACGUUUUGGGGUUUGGUUAGGCCAGGCGUGCCCCUGUUCCCUUCUCUGGGGCCUUCGGAGGAGAAGGAGAUUGGAGGAAAGACGGCGAAGAAAUGGCUCACAGGAGCCAGGAGCAGAGCCUUCGGGAAGAGCUCACCUGUGCCAUCUGUUUUGACCUGUUUCGGAAGCCAGUCAUGCUGGACUGCAUGCACCAUUUUUGUCAGGAGUGCAUCCAGAGCUACUGGGAAAGUUGCUCGGACGUUGCCACCUGCCCUCAGUGUCGGCGGGAGUUCCCCACCCGCUCCUUCCGCCCCCAGUAUCUCGUUUCCGGAGUAGUGGAGAAGGUUCGGAGGUGCACCUCAGAGGAGCACAAGAGCAAAGUACAGAAGCACCUCGAAGAGGCACUUCAGUCUUUCCAGGUGGACUAUGAGAAACUGAUGAGAAUGAAGCACGGGACUGAGGAGAAGAUCUCUGGCUUGCUGAAGGCUUCUGGUGAACUGAAGUCAAAGAUCCGUGCAGCGUUUGAGCGUCUUCAUCGUAUCCUAGAAGAAGAGGAAAGAACUGUGCUGUUGGAACUUGCCCGGAAAGAGAGAGAGUGGUUGAUGAGACUGGAAAGAGACUCUGCACAACUAGCAGGAAGGAUGGUUGAUUUAAAGAAAAACAUGGAGCAUAUACAGCACCAGCUUGACACACUGGGAAGCUCAUUGCUUCUUGAGGUGGAAAAUGUGACAGUUAAGCCAACCACAGAUGUGAAAGCAUUGACUACUUUUCGCAUUGAGCAGUACAAGGACCUGUAUGAUGGGCCCCUGCAAUAUACAUUUUGGAGAAGGAUGCUCAAGUCAAUCAGCCCAGCUCCAGCCUCUCUGGUCUUUGACCCAGAAACAGCCCACCCAAACCUCGUCCUCUCCAAAGAUUUGACUGCAGUAACAGAGAAAGAGACAUUCCAAGCUGUGCCGAGAAGCUCCAAGCGCUUCCUGCAGAGUGUGAACGUCCUGGGCAAAGCAUCCUUUAAGAAUGGGAGGCAUUACUGGGAGGUCUGGGUAGGCAGCAAGACCAAGUGGGACCUGGGAGUGGCAGCAGACUCUGUGGACCGAGCAGCUAGAGUCCGGCUGUGCCCUGAGAAUGGCUACUGGGCUAUACGACUACGGGAUAAUGCUGAGUAUUGGGCUGCAACCACUCCCUGGGUGCGCCUGAGGCUUCGCCGUCCACUGAAAAAAGUGGGUGUCCUGCUGGAUUGCAGCGCAAACAAAGUGGCCUUCUACAAUGCUGAGGACAUGUCCUUUCUCUUUGCCUUCCACCAGGCCCGGGCACGCAAAUUCUACCCUUUCUUCAGCACUUGUUUCAGUGAUGGCAAGAAGAAUGAGGAGCCCAUGAGAAUCUGCCAUCUGAAUCUGUAACAUGAUACCAGCAGGCUGCAUUUAACUGCAUUCAGCAAAACAAUUGGGCCAGAUUCUUCUUGAGUUCUCUACAUUUACAGCUAGUUGACCUACUACCGAAAUGAGAAAAGCUUUCUUCAGUGUCUUCUUUCUGUUCUUUUUGUGAGCUUUAUGUACAGUACUUGACAAGUAGUAUAAGCUCUGGAAUCCUAUGGACCACACGAUUACUAACAAAUUGGAGUGUAUUUACUAUCAGCCUUCCACAUUUGUGGGGGUUAGGGGCUUAUCUUCCCCAUGACUGUUAAACUACAAAUACCAUUACACACACACAUCCCUCUCUUGAAUGGGGAGCCCAGAGAAUGUUCCCAAGAUGCCCGCAUCCUCAGGAGAUGGUACAGAUGUGAGGAGAGCAAUUUCUCCCCGAUGCUGAUCUCUCAAUGCUGGGCGUGACUUGGGAAUGUUCCCUAUACUUCCCCCUGGAUGCUUAGUGGCCCUCCUGCCUCCAAGUUCCAUAGGGCCUGGCCAAUUCACAAAUAGUCAAAAAUGCAAAUGUAAAACCAGCAGAUGUGAAGGGCCAACUGUACUAUCUUGGUGCAAAAAAGAAUUUCCAUGUACACCCCAGAUGUUUGAUUUCAUGGGAACAAUAUACAUCUAUAUAUGUAUCUUCAGUAUAUAUGUGUAUCUUCAGUAAGCUUAGAUCAAGGAAGAUGAAACAACCAGUCAUAGUGAAUAUAAGGCCAAAAAAUGGCAAAACAUUAAAAAAAACAUGAUACAUAACCUCACUUCUUUGGCGUAACUGUUUUCUUUCCCCACCCCCAAUGCAACCUGUUCAAUAUAUUGUUAUACUCAAGAACCUCCUUGUUUUAAAAUAUUGGUGAUUUCUUCUAUCUGCUUAAGAGGAGAAUCAGCUGGACACAUGGACAGAAAACAUAGAAGCAAACUAAAAUGGAAAAAGACAUGGGAGAGAACCUCGUCUUCUUCUGCCAACCAUGACAGUAUAUUAUGGCUAUGGAGAACAUUUGCAUUGUCCAAAAAAAUCCUUUAAAAAGUGUGUUUUGAAAGGCUGUACUUUGAAAUAAAUCUAUUUAAUUUGUUCUUCCUGAA
Molecule: messenger RNA, 2560 nt
Organism: Anolis sagrei ordinatus
Lineage: Eukaryota; Metazoa; Chordata; Lepidosauria; Squamata; Anolidae
Product: zinc-binding protein A33-like
Biological process (GO): protein ubiquitination
Cellular component (GO): cytoplasm
Molecular function (GO): protein binding; ubiquitin protein ligase activity
Source: RefSeq, a predicted model, not a curated record